ACCACCGUCAACAACAACACCCCCCACCCCGCCGGAUACAAAUCUAUUGCAAUCCUCCUAACUUUUUAAAAGUCCAAAAAGUUGUAUUCAGUAUGCCAGCUGACACCAUGGAGAAAUCUUCCAUUUCCCCCACCCUUGGGUCUUCAGCAAACUCUCCGCAAACUCCGGAUAAACCCAAAAGCGCAAGUGAGAACAGAAAGUCUUCCAAACCCAUCAUGGAAAAACGGCGCAGGGCGCGGAUCAACGAGAGUUUGAGUCAACUUAAGACUUUGAUCCUGGAUGCACUGAAGAAAGAUAGUUCCAGACAUUCUAAACUGGAGAAAGCGGACAUCCUUGAAAUGACAGUGAAACACCUUCGAAAUCUCCAACGUGUACAGAUGACCGCAGCUUUAACUGCAGAUCCAACGGUCCUGGGCAAAUACAGAGCGGGAUUUAACGAGUGCAUGAACGAGGUGACUCGUUUCCUUUCCACCUGUGAAGGAGUUAACACUGAUGUCCGCACCCGGCUCCUGAGCCACUUGUCCAGCUGCCUGGGUCACAUGGUGGCCAUGAAUUACUCGCAGGCUCCAGCCAACCCCGUCUCCGUCCCUGGAGCCCACCUGAGUCAGCCUCUCCAUGUCCAGCUUCCAGCCACAGUGCCGGCCAGCGGCGGGGUCAGCAUGCCUUGCAAACUGAGUCCCGCUGAAGCGGUCUCCCCCAAGGUUUACGGGGGCUUCCAGCUGGUGCCCGCCACGGACGGACACUUCGCCUUCCUGAUUCCUAACCCGCCCUUCGCCUCCUCCAGCGGGCAGAUUACAACCGGCUCCGUCAUCCCCCUCUACGCCAAUGCAAACCUCCCGGUGACCGUCAGUUCGCCAGCGGGGCCCGCGAACUCCAAGCUGGGAUCGCCCGUCCAGGGCAUGACAUCGGUGGCGUUCGGGCCAAACAUCCCCGGAGUUUCUCAGAGUCACAGCCCGCUGGGAGUGAGCACAGGUCCGGACAACUCCGAGUCCGUCUGGAGACCCUGGUGAACCUGAAAGGACUUUUUUAAAAAAAAAAACAAAAAUCUCUCAGAACUGACCAGUUAAACCUGUUCCAUUGUUCGGGACAUUUGUACUUAUUAUUAUAAGAGACUUAUUUAUUUUGGGUGUAAAUAGAGUAUACUUUGAUUUCCAUAUAACUGCUUCUGAAAUAUUUUACUGUUUUUGAAGGGGGGGUGGAAUAUUCUUGUAAUAGAUUUUGAAACCUGUUUUAAUAUAGGUGCCCAUAUACCAAAGUCUUUUUGUAAACUUGCUUUUUUUUGACUCGCUUUGUUACAGAAAAUAAAACAUUUUAUAUAUGUG
Molecule: messenger RNA, 1322 nt
Organism: Carcharodon carcharias (great white shark)
Lineage: Eukaryota; Metazoa; Chordata; Chondrichthyes; Lamniformes; Lamnidae
Gene: hes4
Product: hairy-related 9
Exons: 4
Coding region: 93-1010 (305 amino acids)
Biological process (GO): regulation of neurogenesis; anterior/posterior pattern specification; regulation of transcription by RNA polymerase II
Cellular component (GO): nucleus
Molecular function (GO): protein dimerization activity; DNA-binding transcription factor activity, RNA polymerase II-specific; RNA polymerase II cis-regulatory region sequence-specific DNA binding
Source: RefSeq, a predicted model, not a curated record